AUGCAGCCAGUUGAUUUCAGAUUAUGGUUUUCUGCACCAAAUCAUAAAUAAUAUUAGAACUACAUUAUUAUGCUCAGCGAAAAUCUGUGCAUUGCGUUGUACAACGUUUUUCCUGUUCUUCAGGAUAAGCUUGCGAUCAUUCAUGUCAGCGACGAUCAAAUUUCCCAACUUUCGAUCCAGCUGGAACAGCUUCGGACAAUUCCGAUAAUCUACGAAACGGUUUUCCUAAAAAUAGACCGCUUAUUACGCCAUGAGACGGUUCCGAAAUUUUGGCGACACUUCCAGCAGAACUCGGAAUCCAGUUUGCCGGGCCAAGCGAAGAAUACGAACCAACAUUUUUUCCGCUUCCAACUUGCCGUUCGAGAACUUUAUCAAGACUUCGGGCGAUACUAUCUUCAGUUGAAACGAUUGGAAAAGCUGAAGAAGGGCGUACCGCUUCCGGUGGACGUGGCGAAGAAACCGAGUGAUUUGAGUGAAUUCUAUCGACUGUUCCGGUGUGCACUUCUGGCACAGCUUCCGAUCGAUUUUAACGAUCUGGUUUACGAGUUUUACAGCAUUGCAUUCAAGGUGUUUGCGCUGACCCAUUCUGAGGGUGAUGAUUCUAUGGAAGUACCGGACGCAUUUCAAUGCACUGCCUGUGGACUAGAAUCGAACCUAUGUCAGUGUCAGAGUUUGGCAAAUGCCUUUACAAGCACGAAUCAGUACCUCGCUGCGAUGGGAUUAUUGGAUAAGAUUGCUGGAUUCACUCUGACCACCUUGAUUCAGGAGAGGAUCGAUGCCAAAAUAGGGGAAACGAAGGAGAACUUUUCCGUGUCGCAUGUGGCAUCACUUGAGCGAUGGCUGAACACGAUAGUGUUGCAGUGGUUGACCAGGAUCUACAACCGAGGAUCGCUGACGAUUACGCCGGGGAAUAGUAAGAUUGAGGAGGCGAUCAGCAAUUUUCAGACGAAGUUGAGCUUCUAUUUGUACGAGAAUUAUGCGAAUACGAUCAUAGAUCAAUUUUUCGGGAUUAUCAUUGACUUUCCAAUGUCGCAGGCAGCAAUCGAUGAUCUGAAGAAGUGCUUGGAGAAAAUCGAUUUGAAGAGCCAUCUGGUGAAGACUGUGAAACUAACGUUGGAGAAUAAGUUACUGCACCCAGGAGUUGAUACGCCGGAUAUUUUGACCGGUUAUGUAGCUGCGAUCAAGUCAUUGCGGCAUCUGGAACAAACGGGGGUGUUGCUGCAGACGAUCACAGAACCGGUGAAAGAGUAUCUCAGAAGUAGACCGGAUACAGUUCGAUGCGUGGUCACUGGAUUGACGGAAGAAGGCUGUUCGGAUCUUUCGGAGGAGCUUGCGAAAAGUGAAAACGUGAAGACGAAGGAAAAUACCAACGAAAAGUUGGAGCUCACUGAUUGGGAAAAUUGGAACCCUGAUCCGGUGAAUGCGGAUGCCAUGAUGGCUAAGGAUGCUCGAUCCGGUAGACCUUCGGAUAUCAUUUCAAUGGUGGUGGAUAUUUACGGAAGCAAGGAACUGUUUGUGAACGAAUACCGUAAUCUGCUGGCGGAGAGAUUGCUGUCCCAAUUGGAUUCCAAUCCGGAAAAGGAGAUACGUAAUUUAGAAUUGCUUAAACUUCGAUUUGGCGAAACAAUGCUGCACAGUUGCGAGGUUAUGCUUAAGGAUAUCAACGAUUCUAAGCGGAUCAAUUCCCACAUACUAUCGGAAGAGUCAGGCUUCGUUCAGGAGCGACCUUUCGAGUUGACUGCUUUGGUCGUAUCUUCUCAGUUUUGGCCUACCUUUAAAAAGGAAACUAUGGAUUUGCCUCCAGCUAUCAAGGAUAUGUUUGACCAUUACAAAAAGGCUUUCGAAUCGUUUAAAGACAACCGUACUCUCCACUGGACUCCACUCAACGGAAAGGUCACCAUCGACCUUGAACUGGAUGGCAAAACGACCGAAAUGCAAGUGACUCCGGCUCAAGCAACCAUUGCGAUCCACUUCAGCGAGCAAAACGAGUGGGAACUGGAUAAGUUGGGUCAUAAAAUGAACAUGCCACCAUCGAUUCUGCGAAAACGUCUGGUAUUUUGGCAAUCUCAAGGUUUAAUUCGGGAAUCUAAAGAAAACUAUUUCGUACUGAAUGAUCGCAACAGCAAGACGGAAACAGCAGAAGAACUGCAAGCUCAACCACCGGAAAUGUGCGAAGACGAUGAGGCGGAAAGUGCUAUGGAGUCGGCUAGUGACCAACGUGAGGAGGAACUGCAGGUUUUUUGGUCGUACAUCGAAGCCAUGCUUACGAAUUUGGACUCGCUGCCACUGGAACGUAUCCACCAGAUGUUGAAGAUGUUUGCAUCACAAGUGGAAUUUACCGCAGAAGAAUUGAAGAAUAUCCUGCAAAGGAAGGUACGGGAACACAAACUUGUCUACGCUGGAGGAGUAUAUCAACUACCUAAAGUUUAGGAUUUCGAAGAUUUAUUCAACUGAUUGAAAUAUACGUCAAGAAGUUUUC
Molecule: messenger RNA, 2479 nt
Organism: Ochlerotatus camptorhynchus
Lineage: Eukaryota; Metazoa; Arthropoda; Insecta; Diptera; Culicidae
Gene: morula
Product: anaphase promoting complex subunit morula
Exons: 3
Coding region: 70-2430 (786 amino acids)
Biological process (GO): ubiquitin-dependent protein catabolic process; protein K11-linked ubiquitination; metaphase/anaphase transition of mitotic cell cycle
Cellular component (GO): anaphase-promoting complex
Molecular function (GO): ubiquitin protein ligase binding
Source: RefSeq, a predicted model, not a curated record